AGAGGAGCUCAUAUGACUGCACUCCCGCCAGCGACAGACACGGCACUAGAUGUGUAUGCUCGUUCGCUGAGCAGACGGCAGGUUUUGGGCAGCUACCAGCUAGCGACCACGCUCAUACGGCUCUUACACCUCGUUGUCAGCUCAAGCUCGUUUGACUCCCUCGACGAGCUCGUCUCGAUCCUGCGUGCCGUAGGCGCACAGCUAGACAAGGCAGCCGGCAAGCAGCGUGAACUCGUGCUCAACAACGUCCUCCUUCGAGUCGUACGCAACAUCCAAGAGGAGUAUUCGACGGCACUGGCUGGCCAUCUCGAGGCGCUGCCGCUCGCGCAGACGACUACAGAAGAGCAUGUGUCCUCACCCGUCUCGAUGCAAGCUUCGCCCAUCAGCAAGGCACCCAGCGUGACCAACAGCGCCAGCAAGUCUGCUCUGACGCAAAUCAAGGGCUCUGCGGGUAGCACGCAUUCGCUCUUUGACUUGCUCGGACACCGUGAUCAUGCUCCGGCCAGCGAUAUCUCAACGUCGACAACGCCUCGUCACACUGGCUUCUCGCCCUCUCACUCGUCGGUUGACCUGUCCCAGCUCAAUGCAAACGAGCUCAAACGUGGCUUUUUCUCGCGCAAUCACUCAAGCGAGGCAUUCGGGCCUCCUGAUCACAUCGAGGCCACCACGUCCAAAAGUCCGCGCGCCGAGUUGUCUUCUUCCAGCACCAGUCUCGACCCCCUCCAGAGCUCGCAGGGGCCGCAAAGAGCAGAGAGUCGUGCGUUUGACAAGCGCAUUGAGCAGCUCAAGCCGGUGUUUUGCGACGCCAUCACGGAUUUGCUGGACGAGGUCGAGACAUCUGCAGAGAACAUUGGCGCGCAGGCUCCUGACCACAUCCAUUCGUCCGAAAUCAUUCUGACCCUUGCGCACUCAAAGACAGUCGAGACAUUUCUCAAGACCGCUCAUGCCAAGAAGCGACGCUUCACAGUCGUAGUGGCAGAGAGCGCGCCCUCCUUCACGGGGCGAUCGAUGGCGCUUGCGCUUUCCAACGCCGGCAUCGACACUGUGCUUUUACCAGAUGCCGCCGUCUUUGCUCUCAUGUCUCGCGUUUCCAAAGUCAUUCUCGGCGCGCACAAUGUCCUCGCAGAUGGUUCCUUCGUGGCUCAUACGGGCGCUCUGCCCAUUUGCCGCAUCGCCAAGGCGCAUCUCGUGCCCGUUGUCAUCUGCGCAGGCGUCUACAAGUUCUCGCACGUCUUCAUGGCCGACGAUACGGCGUUGCUCGACUUUGCAAGUCCAACAGAGCUCCUCGCGCAAGAUGAGCGCAAGACGAAACCUCGGAUCGGUCUCCACGGCGAAUGUGACUUUGUAGCGCCCUACUUUGAUCGCGUGCCAUCGCAGCUCGUCAGCUUGUUCAUCACUAAUCUGUACGUGGCCACUCAGUCGUCGACAGCAGGGUACGUGCUGAAUCCUGGCAUGGACAGGGGAGCACAUCCGGCGGGAACGACCUACAAGGUCUUGCAGGACUUGCUAGGCGCAUAGUUCGGC
Messenger RNA from Mixia osmundae IAM 14324, 1524 nucleotides. RefSeq lists its product as uncharacterized. Gene Ontology annotation, molecular function: translation initiation factor activity; guanyl-nucleotide exchange factor activity. Gene Ontology annotation, cellular component: eukaryotic translation initiation factor 2B complex. The transcript is spliced from 3 exons. Bases 13 to 1518 code for a protein of 501 amino acids. Gene Ontology annotation, biological process: translational initiation. The record is from RefSeq and is a predicted model, not a curated record. NCBI's taxonomy places the organism in Eukaryota, Fungi, Basidiomycota, Mixiomycetes, Mixiales, Mixiaceae.